This is a messenger RNA of Alternaria atra, 2094 nucleotides long. RefSeq lists its product as uncharacterized. The transcript has a single exon. NCBI's taxonomy places the organism in Eukaryota, Fungi, Ascomycota, Dothideomycetes, Pleosporales, Pleosporaceae. The record is from RefSeq and is a predicted model, not a curated record. Bases 1 to 2094 code for a protein of 697 amino acids.
AUGGCCCUCUCGAUCGUUGCAGGCACCAGUGGCCUCGUUCAACUAGGCCUAUCGAUCUCUGACAUAGCCUUAUGUGUCGAUUUGGGCAAGAAAUUCGGCAACUUCGUUCGUGUAGGUCAAAACGACAAUGACCUCUUUGAUGUUCUUGGUGAAGACCGAGAAGCUCUGUUCAAAAGACAUGGUCUUGUGGACGCACUUGAGAUGGAGAAGAGAUGGUUCAAGUUGAACAUCGUUCACCAGGGCGAAAGGAAACAGGGACCUUCUCAUUCGCCGUUACCAGAGGUGAAUCAGAGAAGAAAGAAGGAAGAUUCUGAUGACGGUGUAGACAGAUUCACAUGGGUCAUGGUUGCAAUCGUAUCAGCGUUGGAUGAGUGUUUACCAUCGAGUGAAGUUCAGGAGCUCCUUAUACGAGUCUUCGUUGAGGUUUUGGCUCGCGACGAUGACAUCACAACCGCGCUGAGGAUAACGAUCAAGAAGAACAUUGAAUCUUGGAGGUCUUUCGGGUGUGCUAGAGAGAUAGCACAUUCUAUACAGAAGGAGAUGCGCAAGAGCCUGUCCGAUGGGGUGUCUGAGCAGAUCUUGAGACGUGCUAUCAUUCAACUGAACGAGGCGGAGAUGGAAGACAUGAAGAACAUGCUUGUCUGGCUUCUUAAUGGAGACGUGACAGUCUUCAGGGCUAUGUCUCCGAUCACCUUUGCUAUUGCUGAAGCUUGGAAGAAGGUCAAGCUUGACCUGUGCACCGACGGAAACCCCAUUCAUGAACGGCAGGCCUGUGUCACGUACCACCACGAAGGCCAGCUGUUUGAAAGAUCCAGAUUCAGCACGAUACCACCAUUAAGGGGACUGGGAUCCAAGGCCCUCCAGAUCUCCUGGCCUCGCGACAAGCCGGAGUCAAUGAUUGACGUACUUGGGGUUGGCCGCUCACUGGAAAAUACUAUGAGCCAAGCCUGGAAGCAUGGAGAAGUCGCUGCUGGUGCUCUGAAGUUAAUUGGCAAGGCGGAUGAACCAUAUGGAUACGCAGCUGAGGUCUACUACAUCCUCCAGGUCUCCGACGGUGCACACGUUAGCAAGAGAUACAACCCGCACAUCGGAAUGCUCGCCGACCAAGGCUUUCCCCUAGAUACUGAAGAGAUACAUAAAACGUUGGAGUGGAUUCUGAUUGGGGAGCCAGCAGACAGCUCGCGAUGGCUUCACAAUCACGUCGCACAAGACUAUCUACUCAAAGUCGACAAUGUGGAUGUGGUACGCGAGCCGCAAUACAAUUCAGUAUAUUUCAAAUACCAGGCUUUCAUCUUCGGAAUAUACUACGGGCUUUUGCGACAACUUUUGCACCUCGAUUUGGUAGAAGCCAUAGCCUUUUUCCAUGGAAUAUGGGGUACAUACAGUACGACGUUUCUGGCCAUGUGCACCCAACUCGGUCGCUGCCUGAGGAGGGACGAAAAAGCGAGCCGAGCCCACAUCCUAUAUGUGCUUGCAGCAAUGUACAACGGCCGUCGCAAGAUCUUCAACACGAGUUCAACAAUUCCCCGACUCGUUGGUGUCCUCGGACCGAUCUCGUUACUUGCGCUACCACUUGUUCGCACGACAGACGAUCCAAGUGAAAUCUCCAAGAUUGCUGUCGUUGAUCUCCCAAUCGUCGAUUUGAACGCCGACAGCGCAGAUGGAGAUUUGAUGGCAAGUGAAGGUGGAGGUAUACGUUUCGAUCAUCCAGGUAGAGACGAUGAAUGGGUAUCGAUCACUCAGCCACCUAGUCCUACCAAUAAGUGGACUAUACAUCCGUACAUGAGUAUGGCAUUACGCGGAGGGAGCACUAGUGGCGUGGUCAUGGCAGCUCGAUGCGGCAAGAGACUUGUUGGGUGGUUCAACCCACUGGCUGCUGAUGUGUCAUUCCUCAGUACGGCUUAUGUGAAGGAGUCGUAUAGUGACAGAAAGGUGGAUGCCUUUGAGAUAAAGGAUGAACAUUGGGAGGCCAGCAAAGCUUUGCAGCAUUUUCGGAACGACCAGGCUACGAAUUUGGUGUUGUGCGUUCUCAUGGCUCUCCUAGUUUGCGAUAUGCCGCUGCUGGUUUCUAUGCCGAGCAAGGCGAAGAAAUAG